UGUGUGAGUGAGUGAGUGUUCUCUAUUUUUGUUUGAGAGUUGGAAGUCUUACUUGGGGGUGUGUACGUAAAAAUGUAUCUUGGUGGUAAGAUGGAGGGUGAAGUAGAGAUAAAGUGUGAUGCUGAUGAACUUUUCCAAAUAUGUUCAGGUAAAAAAGCACAUACAGCACAAAACUUGAGCCCUGAUAAAGUAUCCAAACUAGACUUACAUGAAGGUGAAUGGAGAGAUCAUGGAUCCAUCAAGGUCUGGACUUAUGUUACAGAGGGAAAGGUGGAGACUUUUAAGGAGAAGGUCACCAUAGAUGACGAAAACAAAACAGUUCAUUUGACAGCAGUGGAGGGACAUUGCUUGGAUCUUUACAAGAGCUAUAACAUUAUUUACCAGAUCAUUCAUAAAGGAGAGACCAAUGUCCUCAAAAUCACUAUAGAGUAUGAGAAGCGAAUUGAGGAUGUUCCUCCUCCACAAAAAUAUAUGGACUUCAUAAUUGAUUUGGUUAAAGAUCUCGAUGCUAAACUUGUCAUGGCAUAAUAAUAUGCAAAGUUUAUAUACAUGUGUGCAUGUAUAAUUUGGUUGCAUUGUAUUGCAAUAUAAACGGGUUAUGACUUAAUCCUUGUGUUGUAAUGAGAGUUUGGAAGCUCCAACUUUGGUGCUUCAAAAACCCAAGUUGCAAGUUGAGUACUUGUUUAUGUAUAGCAUUAAAAAGCCUUUUAGUGUUGUUUAUUACUUAAAUAUAUCUCUAUUGGUC
Messenger RNA from Camellia sinensis, 745 nucleotides. Its product is annotated as MLP-like protein 328. Gene Ontology annotation, biological process: defense response. NCBI's taxonomy places the organism in Eukaryota, Viridiplantae, Streptophyta, Magnoliopsida, Ericales, Theaceae. The record is from RefSeq and is a predicted model, not a curated record.